Meleagris gallopavo (turkey) is the source of this 356-nucleotide messenger RNA. The record is from RefSeq and is a predicted model, not a curated record. NCBI's taxonomy places the organism in Eukaryota, Metazoa, Chordata, Aves, Galliformes, Phasianidae.
GGGCGGGCAGGGGGGUUUCGUUUCCGGGCUGAGGACGCCUGAGAACGCGGGGGGUUUCCGGGGUGCGGGCAGUCUAUCGGCCCGCGGGUAUGGAUGAGGACGGGUUGCCCAUCGUGGGCUCCGGCAUCGACCUCACUAAGGUUCCUGCUAUUCAGCAGAAAAGAACUGUAGCGUUUCUAAACCAAUUUGUUGUUCACACAGUGCAGUUUCUGAACCGCUUUUCUACUGUUUGUGAAGAGAAAUUGUCAGCACUUUCUCUCCGUAUCCAGCAAAUUGAAACAACACUCAAUAUAUUGGAUGCAAAGGUUUGUAUGUAUACAGACUGUAACUUUGAGCAGUGACAGAUGUGUCUGAUG